Molecule: messenger RNA, 1848 nt
Organism: Medioppia subpectinata
Lineage: Eukaryota; Metazoa; Arthropoda; Arachnida; Sarcoptiformes; Oppiidae
Source: the annotation of a GenBank genome assembly
UUUAGUAAUAAUCAACAAAUAUUUAAUAUGUCUGAUACGGUACCUGUUCAGCAUGGUAGAACCACCGACCCUACAUCAUCAACAAAUUCCAAACCAAAGCCCGAGGAACCCAUAUAUGCAACUGUAAACAAGAAUAUGCGUUCAAAUGUAGUGCCAGCAAUGAAUUGUGAAAAAGUAUCAAGGAAAAAAGAGAUAACAAUAGUAUUGUUGGGAGAGUCAGGUGUGGGAAAGUCCACAUUCAUUAACGCUUUGGUCAACUAUUUGUCGUAUGAGAGUCUGAAUGCAGCCAAUGGUCAGCCCAUAUGUAUAAUCCCUAUUUGUUUUACAUUAACUAAUCCAUCGACAUGGGAACCUGUGAAAGUGACACUGGGUGAACACGAUAUGAAUGAAAACACUGAUGACCCGACACAGUCUGCCACACAAUACCCCAAAUGCUAUAAAUUUGAAGAUGAUAAGAUUGUGGUCAAUAUUAUUGAUACGCCGGGAAUUGGAGACACGGAUGGUGUGGAUAGAGAUAAUAGAAAUAUGCAAAAUAUAUUGGAUUUUAUAAGUAAUUAUCGGGAAAUCAAUGCGUUUUGCGUACUUUUAAAGCCCAAUGAGGCGAGACUUGAUGUCCUUUUCAACGCCGCAAAUAAUAUACUAUUUCUGUUUACAAACUCCCGGAGCACUCACUACAUGCCCGGGGAUUCCGGACCCGCAUUAAUGAGUAUUUUACAGCAAAUUAAGGAAAGACCGCCAAAUGUUGACAUCCCUUAUAACGAAAAUUCAAUCUAUUGUUUCGAUUCCGAGUCUUUUCGAUAUCUCGUGGCUUCGGUUCCGCCAAAUAAUGUUAAAUUUGAUUCGAGAUUUAAAUCAACUUAUAUUGAAAGUUGGGAUCGAUUUGACCUAGAGGAAUGCCAGCGUUUAUUUGCACACAUAUCACACCUGCCGACACACCAAGUGAUGGACACCCUAUCACUCAAUAACGCCAAACAAAUCAUACAAAUAAUAACCAAACCGUUGGCCGACAUCAUAAAAAAUAUUGCUGAUAACGUUAAACAAUGCGAAACAUAUAAAAUUCAACUCAAAGCCCAACCGGGAAUCGCCACUAAACAAGAAAUACCAUCCGUUGAAUUAGUAUACUAUCAAUUACAUGAGCCUAAGACAGUGUGCACUGAUGUCGGAUGUGUUGAACAAACCGAGGUUAAUGGCAUAACCACGACCAUUUAUCCCAGACCAUGCCAUUUACCAUGCUACCUUAAGUAUAGCGAUGGCAGUAUUAUGGGUGAUAAGGGUUUACUCAAAUGUAGGGCUUUCAACAAACAUAACAGCAAAGAUAAUAAUCCUAAUAAAAUUAAGACUACUAGCGACAAAUUUACUGAAUCCUACUUGAAACUUCCGGGUAUUUUCCUGGCUAAAACAGCUGGGUCAAACUUUUGUCUAAAGUGUAGCCACAGUAUUAAACAUCACAUGCAUAUGACAUAUGAGACUAAAGCUGUCCUAAAAACAGUGCCCGUAGACGACAGUAACACUCGGGUAAAAUCGGUUACAGCCGAGGGUCCGGAGCCAGAGAUUCAGCGUCUGGACCGACGUAUCGCCGAUUUGAAUGACGAAAACCACACAAUCGUUAACUCUAUGGCAAUGUUUGCCUGUUUUUUGGCCAACAAUACGCUGACCGCCUGUUCGGACGCCUUCGACGACUACGUCCAGCACUUGAUCGACAGCGCAGUUGACAGCGAAGAGCCCGACAGUCGGGCCACAAUCGAUCGUUACGAGCAGUUGUUAAAUAGUUAUCGUCAUGAAAAACAGACAAUUAUUGAUAACCUGCCGGACAGGGCUGUCAUCACAGCGGAGAAUAUUAGUCUUUAA